Cinclus cinclus is the source of this 1434-nucleotide messenger RNA. Its product is annotated as scavenger receptor cysteine-rich domain-containing group B protein-like. NCBI's taxonomy places the organism in Eukaryota, Metazoa, Chordata, Aves, Passeriformes, Cinclidae. The transcript is spliced from 11 exons. Bases 1 to 1434 code for a protein of 477 amino acids. The record is from RefSeq and is a predicted model, not a curated record. Gene Ontology annotation, cellular component: membrane.
AUGAGGAUUCUGGGUCCCCUUUACCUGUGGGCCCACCUGGGGCUGCUCCUGCACCUGGGGCUCUGCGGUGAGACCUGGGGGGAUGGGACAGGUGUGCCACCAGGUGAGGCCAUGCCACGCACAGGUGAGGCCCUGUCAGCCACAGGUGAGCCUGAGGAGGGCCAGGUGCGCCUGGCCGGAGGCCCGCACAGGUGCGCGGGGCGCGUCGAGGUGUUCCACGCAGGCAGGUGGGGCACGGUGUGCGACGACGCCUGGGACCUGGCGGACGCGCAGGUGACCUGCCGCCAGGUGCGCUGCGGCCCCGCCCUGGCGCUGGAGGGCUCAGGUGAGUUCGGGCCAGGUGAGGGCCCCAUCUGGCUCGAUGACGUCACCUGCGAGGGAUCGGAGGCGGCACUGGAGCUUUGCCCCGCCCACACCUGGGGACAGCACAACUGCCACCACGGGGAGGAUGCAGGUGUGGUGUGUGCAGGUAUUCUCAGGUGUGCACAGGAGUUCUCAGAUGUGCAGAGGUAUCCUCAGGUGUGCACAGGUGCUGAUCCCUUGCAUCCCCAGGUGCACCCUCAGGUGAACCCUCAGGUGAACGUCCAGGUGAACCCCCAGCUGGAUGAUCAGGUGAACCCCCAGGAGGACGCUCAGGAGCAGUUGAAGGUGCGGCUGGUGAACGGCUCCUCCAGGUGCAUGGGCAGGGUGGAGGUGCUGCACAAGCGCAGGUGGGGCUCGGUCUGCGACGACACCUGGGACAUGGCGGAUGCACAGGUGAUCUGCCGGUCCCUGGGCUGUGGCACCGCCCUGGCCGCACCUGGCCACGCCCGCUUCGGGCGGGGCCCAGACCCGAUCUGGCUGGACGGGACGCACUGCACAGGUGAGGAGCUCACCUUGGCCCAGUGCCACCUGCACACCUGGGGGGAUCACAACUGUGGCCACAGUGAGGACGCCGGUGUCGUGUGCUCAGGUACUGACCCCCCCCAGGUGCGGCUGCGGGGCGGCCCCAGGCCCUGCGCGGGGCAGGUGCAGGUGCUGCUGAACCACACCUGGCUGCAGGUGUGCGGCCUCACCUGGGGGCUGCCCGAGGCGCAGGUGCUGUGCAGGCAGCUGGGCUGCGGCCCCGCCCUCAGCGCACCUGUGGGGCCGCACCUGCCGGGGGAGCCGUACCUGGCCGGGCUCACCUGCGAUGGCUCCGAGCAUUUCCUGCUCGAGUGCCGCGGGCUCCAGGCAGGUACCUGCGCCACAGGUGGGGCCGCCGCCGUGGCCUGCGCCGAGCUGCCAGCCCUGCCCGACUCCUGCGCUCUGCUGGAAGCGCUGCUGGGGGUGGGGGCGGGGCUCUGUGGGGCCCUGCUGGGACUUUACCUGUGCGCCAGGUGUGCCCCCGCCCGCCUGGGCAGGCACCGCACAGGUGAGCCCCUGCUGCCGGAGGAGCCCCCCGAGCUCACCUGA